Aureobasidium uvarum is the source of this 573-nucleotide messenger RNA. Lineage: Eukaryota; Fungi; Ascomycota; Dothideomycetes; Dothideales; Saccotheciaceae. The record is from the annotation of a GenBank genome assembly.
AUGUCUUUCUCGGCGUCCCGUAUGCUUUUGCGCACCCCCCAGAUUGGCCGCCUCGCUGUGCGCCACGCCUCGACCACAUCCGAAGCAGCCAAUGCUGCCUCCAACGCCGCCUCCAAGGCCACAACCCAGGCCUCGCAGGGCCUCUCAAAAGUCUCGUCGUCGGCCGAGUCUGGCAUCUCAAAGGCUGCCGGAGCUGCCACCAACGCCAUGAACAGCGUCGGCGGUCGCACCGGUCAGGUCAUCAGCUUCGUCCAGUCCAUGAUUCCUCCCACCGUCUACUACGGCAAGGUCGGCCUCGAGCUUGCCAGACUCGUCGCCCGCGGCCAGAAGAUGAGCCCUCCUAACGUGCAGACCUUCCAGACCUACGGCCAGAACUUGAUGAGCGCCGUCAAGAACCCCAGCGCCAACAGCCCGUCAAACCCCUUCCAGGCCAUGCGCAACAUUGGCAGCUCCCAACUCCUUACUGCCGGCGUUGUGACGGCCGAGAUCCUCGGAUUCUUCACGGUCGGUGAGAUGAUUGGACGCAUGAAGCUCAUUGGCUACCGAUCGAGCUCUCACGACGAGCACCACUAG